Molecule: messenger RNA, 2809 nt
Organism: Ictidomys tridecemlineatus (thirteen-lined ground squirrel)
Lineage: Eukaryota; Metazoa; Chordata; Mammalia; Rodentia; Sciuridae
Source: RefSeq, a predicted model, not a curated record
CUACAGGGAAUUCUGUCCCAGGGUGGGGGAAGGGCCGUGCAGGCAGCUGGUGGCAGAAUACUCAGAGCUGCUGCUUCUCCAGUCCCUAUGCCCAAACAGGUUCCUGGUAGAGUGCUACAAUGAUUGUUGGUGAUAGGGCGCCAAAAGGCUGUGGCCCCUGAGUACAGGUGGAGGUGGCAGAAGAAGAAGCCAGAGGUGGUCUGUGCUCAGCCUACCUGUGACCCUGUACAGCUCUCUAAAAGCUAGAAGGAUCACAGGGACAUCAAGAAAAUGGUUAUCCACUGUCCUCAAGUGCCUUGCGCUACACUAUUUCUGCUACUGCUGCUACCUCCAUCCCUUUUGAGAUCAGGGAGCCUACAGAACCAUGGCCCUGGCUGGAGAAUAUUCCACCACCUGGGCAAGGGCUCAAGAAGCUUCUACAACCGCCGUGAUCCAGGUGCAAGGCAACGAUGGUUCCCAAGGCAAGCGGGAAAGGAAAGCAGUUGCCAGGGGAUCUUCGACCUCUACUUUAUCUUGGACAAGUCUGCCAGUGUGAACAACAAUUGGAUUUACGUUUAUGAGUUGGUGAAGGAUUUGGUGAACAAAUUCAAAAAGUACGGCUUCUCCACACUGCUGGCUCCUCUGUGCUGCGGGGAAUAGUCCCUGGCAGGCAAAGGGCAUGACCGUUAGAUUUGCCCAAAUAUGCGGAUGUCCUUCGUUCUCUACUCAAAGGGUGCAGAAAUUUUCAUGCCGCUCACUGGAGACAGAAAAGAAAUUGAAGAGAAUCUUAAGAGACUUGAGAGAGUGGUGCCUACAGGACAAACAAACAUGCACGAAGGAUUUAAAUUGGUAAAUCAACAGAUGGAAAAAGUCAUUGCUGAAGGUAAGCUGCCUGCUUCCUUCUUUGUGGUAGGUGGGGCAUAGAGCUGGUGCCCCUGGGAGACAUAUGUGCAGAUCUCCUGGGCCUCUUCCAAGCUCCUACUCUUGGAGUCAGUUACUGGAGCCAGAACUGCAAGACCAGCCUGUGCAGUGAGCCUUGUACUAGAUGGUUCUGAGACGUACCUAUAUUUGAGGCCCCAGGUAUCCAUGCGUGGAUCUUGGUCACUCUGAGGUCUUUAACCUACACUUGAUCCUAGUGAACAGAAAGAAGAAAAACUGCAGGGACUUUGAAGAAACAGACCUCUUUGUAAAGCUCCGAUCCACAGAUUGUUUUCCCUGCUGGGCCAGCCUUCCUUUUCCUUCUCUCAUCUGUGUCUUCCUUCUCUGAAGGGCCUCUUGGACCUGUAUCUCAGACAACGCAAACAGCUUUGCACCCCCAGAAAGGAUGUCCCUCUGGACUGUAGGCUUGCAGCUCCUGUCAGGAAUAUGUGGGGCCUGGUGCACAACAGCACUGAGAGCAUGUGGGAUCCCCUCCCCUAAGCCCAGUGAACAAUAGUCCUAAACUACCAGACCUACAGAUGGCCCAAGAGUUCCCACAGAUUGUGCCUGAAUCAGGUGCCUGGCCUUCAUCAGCCUCACGGGCCUCUGCAGGAGGGAGUGUCUGACUGUUGCUCCCCUCACCCAGCUAAUAGGCUAAAGCUUAUGGAGGAAUGGCUGGGCUUCCUCAGGGGAAAGUGUGCACAGCCUGGGGGUUAAUGAGAAUUCAAGUCACCUUACCCAAGAUGCUAAGGUGGGGGAGCACCUGACCUGUCAGCUAUGGUCAGUGCAGGGCCCUGAAGGCCUGUGGCAGCAUAGACAUGGAUAGACACUUGCCAACCAAGCUACACUCUUCUUGCUUAUUCUGUAGGCAGUAAAGCUACCCCCAUGAUUAUUGCUAUGACUGAUGGAAGACUGUUACCAAACGUAUUUGAGGAGACCAAGGAACUGGCUAACAAGUCUCGGAGUAUGGGGGCAACCGUUUACACUGUGGGUGUGCUGGAUUACCAGAAAAAUCAGAUGAUAGCAGUUGCAGACUCCCCAAAGCACAUGUUUGGGGUGGACACAGGAUUUGCAAAUCUGAAAACCGUUGUUGAACCACUUUCUUCCAAGACCUGCAUUGAAGUCACAUCUGUAGAGGCUUCUGAUCGAUGUGCAGGAGCUUCUUACGAUGUGUUCAUUACUGGACAAGGUUUUCAUAAUGCAAGAAGGAAGGACCAGAUUAUUUGUAGAUUCAAGUUCAAGGAUAAAACCAUUGUUGAUAAGAAACCUAAGGAUUCCAAUGACACUUCCAUAACUUGUCCUGGAGCAGAGAUAAAACAACCUGAUGAGGAGGUAUUUGUUGAAGUCAGCUUGAACAAUGGUGAGAGCUUCCUUGGGAACAAACACAGCAUUAACAGCACUAAGUGUGGCGGUGGCCAGAGUCCCCCAGUCAACACUGAAAAUACUGUCACCGUUAUUGAGAAAAAAACCUAUGACCUGGGGUUUCUUGCCUGGCUGCCACUCUUGCUGCUGAUCCCACUGUUGCUGUACUGUUGCUGGAAACUAUGCCUCACGGAUAUCAUGAAGCCACCUCCACAAAAGGUACGUGCAGGUUUGAAUCAAGACUUUGUUACUUACCUGAGAACAACACUGACCUUCAAAAGAGGCAUCAGGAAGCCUGUGCCCUGGAGCUCAACCUACCUGGGGAAAGACAAUGGGAACAGAGGGUCAAAGAGGGCUCUGGGGAGGACAUUGACUAGGUUGAUAUCACCCAUACAACUCCCCUCCAGGCACCCAGAAAUUCUUAACCAUGAAUCUGUGCUACAAAAAUAGUGCCUUGAAGGCAUGUUCAGAAAAUGUGAUGAUCUCUACUAAAGUAAGUGGGCUUUCUGUGGGACUCAAAGGACUUACUGUAGAAUGCUGAGUAAUCAGG